AUGAAAUUUGGUAGUGUGACAAAUGCUGUAAGUGAAAAAGUAACAACUGCAGGAACUGAAGAUGGCUACAUGAAGAAUAGACUCGAGAAGGAAGACGACAGCGAAAAGAGUAUUACAAGUAACGAAGAUUUCGAAGUUAUUGGCAGUCAAGCGCGAAUAUCCAAGCAUUCAGCUAGUGAUGAUGGGGAAUUGAAUGAUUCGUUUAUUGAUUUAUUUAAAAAACAUAUUGUGAAACGACGUGUACCAAGUUCAAUAGGUCGUAAUGAAGCCCAAAACAAAGAUGACUGUUCACGCAUGUCGUGGAAAGUGCUAUUCAUCAUAAUACUUGGAAUAAUUAGUUUUCAAUUGCAGUUAAUUCUUAAACGUCCAAAGGUUUUUGAUGAGACACUGAAAGACACAAUUACCAAACAACAGCAAAUAAUUGAUAGACUGGAAAAUCAACUUAAGAGCUGUGCACCACUAGAUGUUUAUAGUUUGCCUGUUCGUAUCGAAGAAGAACGAGUUACUGCCUUCGACAGGAAAGAUGGUUUUAAUUAUUUUUUCGUUAUUGUGGACUGGAAGAAAAAUGAUCGAGGAAUGGCACGGCAACACCUUCAUCUGGCAUUCAAACAAAGCAAUUCUAGUAUCUACAUCUACGAUCAUGGUCCAUUAUCUGGAAGAUAUUUCACUGUCGGCGAUCGAAUAAUCGACAUUGAUGGGGUCACAUUUGUCAGAGCUGCUGAUUUAAGAGAUCGAAUUCUGUGGUCACAUUAUAACAGAGAUUAUUUUACCAGCAUUAUCGAACGUCCUGCAACAGAACAAGCAGUACAUACCGUAUCAACACUAUUGCAGCCUUCUUUAUCCUCAUUUUCUGUGGUAUUGUCAGCUUGA
Messenger RNA from Brugia malayi, 870 nucleotides. RefSeq lists its product as uncharacterized. The record is from RefSeq and is a predicted model, not a curated record. NCBI's taxonomy places the organism in Eukaryota, Metazoa, Nematoda, Chromadorea, Rhabditida, Onchocercidae. The transcript has 8 exons. The coding region runs from base 1 to 870 and encodes 289 amino acids.